AUGCAAGCGGUGGCAUGCAGGAAGCACAGCGGCCAGCUCGGCAACGCCAUCGUCGCCAAGUCGACUGCUCUCGAGCCAAAGGCUGAGGCGGACGCCAAGUGCCUCGAGAUGGGGAUGGAACGCGACAGCACGGGCUAUCUCGUCGAUUGUUUCGUCGGCCAUCGCCGGCAAAUCGAUGCCAAGGGUGAGCUCGAUGAUGUGCGCGGGGACUGGGGUGGCCACAAAGGCCCGAGCCAGCGCGGCGUUGUCAAGCGUUAG
This is a messenger RNA of Saprolegnia diclina VS20, 258 nucleotides long. RefSeq lists its product as hypothetical. The coding region runs from base 1 to 258 and encodes 85 amino acids. NCBI's taxonomy places the organism in Eukaryota, Oomycota, Saprolegniomycetes, Saprolegniales, Saprolegniaceae. The transcript is spliced from 2 exons. The record is from RefSeq and is a predicted model, not a curated record.